This is a messenger RNA of Lecanosticta acicola, 663 nucleotides long. The record is from the annotation of a GenBank genome assembly. NCBI's taxonomy places the organism in Eukaryota, Fungi, Ascomycota, Dothideomycetes, Mycosphaerellales, Mycosphaerellaceae.
AUGUCUGUACCGGGCAACAUCAACACCGCACCUCCGCCUUCAUCUUUCGACGACGAGGCCGACUUCUACGAGGAAUCAAGAUGGGCUAAGCUUAAGAGGAGACUCGUGGAAGAGCCCUUAAUCCCACUCGGAUGCGCCUUGACAUGUUGGGCACUAUAUGAAGCGUAAGGUUUCCACCGUGACGUGCUUCUUGUUGAUACUGAUGAGAAAAAUGUCAGCACACGGUCCAUGAAAUCCGGCGACAAAUAUCGAACAAAUCGCAUGUUCCGCCGACGUAUCUACGCGCAAGGUUUUACCAUUCUGGCCAUGGUCAUGGGAUCUGCGUAUUGGGAGGGCGACCGCGCAAAGCGUAAGCAAUUCAAUGAGCUGAGCGAGGAGAAGCGCAAGAAAGAGAAGCAUGAGUCUUGGUUGAGGGAGCUGGAGAUUCGGGAAGAGGAAGAACAGGAACUGAGGCAGAUGCGGGACCGUCUGAUCAAGGCGCGGACAGCGGAGAAGCAGGAUUUCUCUGAGAAGGAGAAAAGAGCGGUCGAAGCGAAGGAGAAGAAGGACAUGGGUCAACCGAAGGGUGGAUUCGGUGAGGUUAAGAGCGUGUUAGAGGACAGUGAGAAGAAGUCAGGGAGUAUACUUGAAGCGGCGAGAAGUCUUUGGCAGGGCAAACGGUAG